Messenger RNA from Oppiella nova, 324 nucleotides. Lineage: Eukaryota; Metazoa; Arthropoda; Arachnida; Sarcoptiformes; Oppiidae. The record is from the annotation of a GenBank genome assembly.
AUGGGUGUCCAUCAUGUCUCAGACAAAGAGGACUUCGAGGGUCAACUGGCUGAAGCAGGGUCCAAGUUGGUAGUGGUGGACUUCUUUGCCACGUGGUGUGAUCCCUGCAAAAUGAUAUCUCCAGUGCUCGACAAACUGAGCGAAGAGUUGGUAGCAGAUGUGAUGUUCCUGAAGGUGGAUGUGGACGAGAAUGAAGACAUAGCCACCCGCCAUGAGGUUACAGUUAAACCCACAUUCUUGCUCUUUAGACGUGGACAAAAAGUGGACCAGUGUUCCGGCGCUAAUGAGUCUAAACUCCGCGAACUCAUCACCAAAUAUAAGUAA